Prunus armeniaca (apricot) is the source of this 321-nucleotide messenger RNA. NCBI's taxonomy places the organism in Eukaryota, Viridiplantae, Streptophyta, Magnoliopsida, Rosales, Rosaceae. The record is from the annotation of a GenBank genome assembly.
AUGAAGAAGUAUGGAUAUCAUCAAGGUAACUCGGAUCAUACCCUAUUUAUCAAACGUAUGGAUGGUAAGAUUACUUUGUUGAUAAUAUAUAUCGAUGAUAUGGUAGUUACUGGUGAUGAUGUUGUUGAAAUGGGCAAAUUACAUAAGUACUUAGCCUUAGAGUUUGAGAUGAAAGACUUGGGAGCUUUGAAGUAUUUUCUGGGAAUCAAAGUAACUCGCUCUUCUACUACUACUUGUCUCUUUCAAAGGAAGUAUGUUCUAGACCUGUUUACAGACACUAGUAUGUUAGGUUGUGCACUAGCCGAAACCUCUCUUGUGUAG